Messenger RNA from Priapulus caudatus, 1404 nucleotides. RefSeq names its product galactosylceramide sulfotransferase-like. Bases 1 to 1293 code for a protein of 430 amino acids. Gene Ontology annotation, biological process: glycolipid biosynthetic process. The transcript has 3 exons. The record is from RefSeq and is a predicted model, not a curated record. NCBI's taxonomy places the organism in Eukaryota, Metazoa, Priapulida, Priapulimorpha, Priapulimorphida, Priapulidae. Gene Ontology annotation, cellular component: membrane. Gene Ontology annotation, molecular function: galactosylceramide sulfotransferase activity.
AUGUAUCCUAAUAAGGUGCACAGCGGAGGUGACACAAAUCUUCACGAUCAACAGAAUCCUCUGAACAUCGUCAGCACCUCGAUUCAACCGCUUCCAUCGUCGAUCGCGACUACAGCAGCCCGCCAGGUGGCGCUGACCACCGUCGGCCACACGCGCAAGGACACGUGCAGCGAAGUGCGACACUUUGUGUUCGUCAAGGUGCACAAAGCAGGCAGUGACACACUAGCCGUGCUAUUUCAGAGGUUCGGUGACGAGCGCAACCUAUCGUUCGUGCUGCCCGUGCAUGAGUGGGACCUACACUGGCCGCACACGCUACGGGAACGCGACUACCUACCGCUGAAGACGAACGAGUUCAACUUGCUCACCUACCACUGCCUGUACAACCGCAGCAUCAUGCGUCGCCUCAUGCCGGCGGCAACGCGUUACGUCACCGUGCUGCGCGAGCCGUACUCGCAGUUUAAAUCGACGUUCAACUACUUCAACCUGCCGGCGAAGAUGCGCGACCGCAACAUCUCGACGCUGCCCGUCGACGAGAACUUCGGCUUGUUUCUCAGCGACCCGCAGCGCUUCCGUCGCGAGCUGAAGCUAAGCUACCUGCCCAACUUCCUCGCGUUUGACCUCGGCUACCCGCCGGAGCGCGACGGUGCUGCCGCCAACGUCACCAAGGCGUUUGAGUUCAUCGCGGAGAUCGAGCGCGACUUCACGCUCGUCAUGAUCACCGAGUAUUUCGACGAGUCGCUCGUGCUGCUGCGCCGCGCCCUCUGCUGGCCGAUACACAGCAUUCUGUACGUGUCGAAGAACGUGCGCAAGUACAACAAGGGCGUCGGCAAGCCGAACGCGAGCGAUCCUAUCGACCAGCGAAACAAGCGUCGGUACCGCGACUGGAGCCCCGUCGACUACGUGCUGUACGCGCACUUCAACGCCACCUUGUGGCGGCGAGCCGCAGCCGAGCCGCGCUUCCACGAGGAGGUCGACUACUUCCGGGAACUGCUCGCCGACGUCUCGACGUACUGUCUGCAGAAGAAGGAGCCACGACUGGCGCUGACGGUGGCUGCGAGCGAGUGGCACGAACAGUUCGACGUGGCGCCAUCUAUGUGCGCGCGUAUGAAAGAGAGCGUUCUGAAAUACAUUAAGAAACUGAAGGGUUCCUACAACGCGCUGCCAAACGUGACGACGGUGGCGCCACCUGGUGUGUCCCGCGUGGCGGCGCCUGGCGUUGCGAAAGCGGUAGGAGAAAAUGCAUUGAAAAAACAGCCACCGGUCAAGAAGAGCGGUGUGGCCGGCGGCGCAUGAUGACCGCUGGUCAACUGACCAAUUAAUGUCUGCAGAGAUACUGAUCGUCAAUAUAUAUAUAUAUAAUUAUAUAUACUAUAUAUGUGUGUGUGUAUACAUACAUAGGCCUAU